AUGUUACUAAAAACAACUAGUAGGUCUUCAUUAUAAAUUUCUCAUGAUUCUUUUCUAUCAGAAUUAGAAGUUGAUAGAAUUAUUAGCUCUUGCAAUGUAACUUUAGCAAAGGUGACUUCAGAACAGGAUGAAAUCAAAGUUCAAAUUUAGGAUUACAAAUCAAUUUAGAUUGCUAACAAAAAUCAAAUAUACAAUAAGAAAAACAAUUAAAAGUACUUAAAUCAAAUCUAGAAGAAAAAGAAUAUAUUAAAAAUAUUAAACAUGAUAUUCUCAAAAAAUUAGGUUGAUUGAAAAUAAUAUAGAUAAUCUUGACAAGUAUUUGGAAGAAAUUAAAAAAAAAUUACAUUGGAAAUAGAAUUGUCUCCAAUAAUGUGGAAAUGCAUAAGAUGUGGAUUCGCUUAAAAAGAAGAUUAAAAUAAGGCAAGUUGUACUUAUCAUCCUGGAAAUUGAAAAUACUUUUCUUUUAGAUUAUGCGGUUAAGACAAAUAUUUCACUUGUUGUAAUAGAUGUAGAGAUUUUCUUUAUGGUUGUAAUAAAGGUUUACAUAAACCUUGAACUCUAUCUAUAUAAUUAUCUAUUUUAUAAACUUAAUGAUUUACAAAACUAAUUCUAAUUAAUUUAGGAUAAAUUUAUGAUCAAAUUUUGA
Molecule: messenger RNA, 646 nt
Organism: Paramecium primaurelia
Lineage: Eukaryota; Ciliophora; Oligohymenophorea; Peniculida; Parameciidae
Source: the annotation of a GenBank genome assembly